This is a messenger RNA of Arabidopsis lyrata subsp. lyrata, 3128 nucleotides long. RefSeq names its product LRR receptor-like serine/threonine-protein kinase FLS2. Bases 121 to 3045 code for a protein of 974 amino acids. The transcript has 6 exons. Gene Ontology annotation, molecular function: protein binding. Lineage: Eukaryota; Viridiplantae; Streptophyta; Magnoliopsida; Brassicales; Brassicaceae. The record is from RefSeq and is a predicted model, not a curated record.
UAUAUUCAUUUCUUGUUGAAUUAUUUAUUAUAACCGUGGAAUUAUUUGGCAUUGAGCAACUGAACUCACACUCUCAAAUUGGCUUGGAGUUCAUUUCUUUUGCUUUUUAUCUUACUUGCAAUGGAAGGGAAGUUUUUCUUGGGCCAAUACUUGAUAUGGGUGAUGUUACUGUUGGGGCAGCUACAUGGAUGCAAAGGCUGCAUUAUGAAAGAAAGAGAAGCUUUGUUGGAGCUUAAGAAAUACUUGAUGUCAAGGAGUCGAGAAUCAGGGCUCGACUAUGUUCUCCCUACUUGGACUAAUGAUACAAAGAGCGAUUGCUGCCAGUGGGAUGGCAUUAAAUGCAAUCGUACAAGCCGGCGGGUUAUUGGGCUUUCUGUUGGUGAUAUGUACUUUAAAGAGAGCUCUCCUUUAAAUCUUUCUUUGCUCCAUCCCUUUGAAGAAGUUCGAAGUCUGAACUUAUCUACUGAAGGAUACAACGAAUUUAAUGGCUUCUUUGAUGACGUAGAAGGUUAUAGAAGCUUAAGUAGAUUAAGAAACUUGCAGAUCAUGGAUCUCUCAACAAAUUAUUUCAACUACAGCAUAUUUCCUUUUCUUAAUGCCGCUACAUCGCUUACAACUAUUUUUCUCACGUAUAACGAAAUGGAUGGACCUUUUCCUAUUAAAGGACUAAAAGACUUGACAAACUUGGAACUGCUGGAUUUGAGAGCAAACAAAUUAAAAGGCUCCAUGCAAGAGUUGACUCAUCUGAAAAAGCUGAAAGCUCUUGAUUUAAGUUCGAAUAAAUUAUCCACCUCAAUGGAAUUUCAAGAACUAAAAAAUUUGAUUAACUUGGAAGUCUUGGGUCUUGCUCAGAAUCAUGUGGACGGACCUAUACCAAUAGAAGUAUUCUGUAAUAUUAAGAAUCUGCGAGAGCUCGAUCUCAGAGGAAAUCAUUUUGUAGGCCAGCUUCCUAUUUGUUUAGGUAGAUUGAAGAAGCUACGGGUUCUUGAUCUCUCAUCCAACCAACUAAGUGGAAUUCUACCAUCUAGUUUCAAUAGCCUUGAGUCUCUCGAAUACCUAUCAUUGCUAGAGAACAAUUUUGCUGACUCAUUCUCGCUCAAUCCACUCACCAACCUUACAAAGCUCAAGGUGUUCAAACUUUCAUCAAGAUCACAUACGAUACAAGUCAAGAUGGAGAGUACUUGGCAGCCGAAAUUUCAACUGAGUAUUGUUGUACUAAGAUUUUGCAGCUUGGUGGGAAUCCCGUCCUUUCUCGUGUACCAAAAGAAGUUGCGUCUAGUUGAUCUUUCGAGCAACAAAUUAUCUGGAAAUAUUCCUACCUGGCUGCUGACGAAUAAUCCAGGACUUGAAGUCCUACAGUUGCAGAAUAAUUCAUUUAUCAACUUUUCAAUGCCUACAAUAGUGCAUAAUUUGCAGAUCUUGGAUUUCUCAGCAAAUAAUAUCGGGAAGUUCCCUGAUAAGAUGGAUCAUGCGCUACCGAAUCUGGUACGUUUAAAUGGCUCGAAUAAUGGGUUCCAAGGGUGUUUCCCAACGUCUAUUGGUGAGAUGAAGAAUAUAUCAUUCUUGGAUCUAUCUAAUAAUAACUUCUCUGGGAAGUUACCUAGAAGCUUUGUCACAGGUUGUGUUUCACUAAUGUUCCUGAAGCUCUCUCACAACAAAUUUAGCGGCCAUUUUCUCCCAAGAGAAACAAACUUCCCUUCACUUGACGUGUUGAGAAUGGAUAACAACUUAUUUACGGGGAAGAUCGGAGGUGGUUUGCGUAACUCCACAAUGUUGCGGAUUCUAGACAUGUCCAACAAUGGUCUCACUGGUGCUAUUCCAAGAUGGUUAUUUAAAUUUUCUUAUUUGGAUUACGUAUUGAUAUCCAACAAUUUCUUAGAAGGUACGAUACCACCUUCUUUGUUGGGAAUGCCUUUUCUUUCGUUUUUGGAUCUUUCUGGAAACCAAUUUUCUGGAGCCUUACCGUUACAUGUUGAUAGCGAGCUCGGGAUAUAUAUGUUCCUACAGAACAAUAACUUCACAGGGCCAAUCCCGGAUACACUAUUGCAAAGUGUUCAGAUACUUGAUCUGCGGAACAAUAAACUCUCUGGGAGUAUCCCGCAGUUUGUUGAUACAGAGAGCAUAAAUAUUCUAUUGUUGAGGGGGAACAAUUUAACAGGAUCUAUUCCAAGGGAGCUUUGUGAUUUGAGAAACAUUAGACUUUUAGAUCUCUCGGACAACAAGCUCAAUGGUGUCAUACCUUCAUGCCUGUCUAAUUUGUCAUUUGGACGCUUACAAGAAGACACAAUGGCUCUCAACAUUCCUCCCUCUUUUCUUCAAACAAGCCUUAAGUUGGAAUUAUACAAAUCCACUUUUUUGGUAGAUAAGAUCGAAGUAGACCGCUCUACCUAUCAAGAAACUGAAAUCAAAUUUGCAGCGAAGCAAAGGUAUGAUUCUUAUAGUGGAAGAUCUGAGUUCAGCGAAGGAAUUCUUCGUCUUAUGUACGGGAUGGAUCUGUCAAACAAUGGAUUAAGUGGUGUUAUCCCAACAGAGCUUGGAGGUCUCUUGAAACUAAGAACCUUGAAUCUAUCUCACAAUUUCUUGUCGAGCUCUAUACCAUUUAGCUUCUCCAAACUGAGGGAUAUGGAGAGCCUUGAUCUUUCUCAUAACAUGUUGCAAGGAAGCAUUCCUCAUCAACUCACUAGCCUUACUUCUCUUGCUGUGUUCGACGUGUCUUACAACAACUUAUUAGGAAUCAUUCCCCAAGGAAGGCAAUUUAACACCUUUGAAGAGGACAGCUACUUAGGUAAUCCUCUGCUUUGUGGACCACCGACCAGUAGAAAUUGUGAGACUAAGAAAAGUCCAGAGGAAGCAGAUAAUGGAGGAGAAGAAGAAGAUGAUGAAGCUGCUAUCGACAUGGUGGUGUUCUAUUUUAGUACUGCAUUAACUUAUGUGACUGCGUUGAUAGGCAUUCUUGUACUUAUGUGCUUUGAUUGUCCUUGGCGUCGAGCAUGGCUCCGCAUUGUCGAUGCUUUCAUCGUCGCUGUGAAAAAUAUGUUGCCUUAGAAUUGUCAUUUUGAGUUCAGAUCAAAAGCUUGAAUCCGUUGUGUUUGAGUAAGUAGUAUAUAUGUGCUUUGGAUUACUACAAA